Molecule: messenger RNA, 324 nt
Organism: Protopolystoma xenopodis
Lineage: Eukaryota; Metazoa; Platyhelminthes; Monogenea; Polystomatidea; Polystomatidae
Source: the annotation of a GenBank genome assembly
AUUUCAAAUCUUGGAAUGUAUGGUAUUCGUGAAUUUACCGCAAUUAUUAAUAUGCCUCAGGUGUCCAUUCUAGCGGUUGGUGGUUCUCAGGACAGUGUUUACAUGAGACCCGAUUUGACCACCCUACAUGAAGUCACUUUAACUCUCUCAACCGAUUCCCGUUAUGUCGACCAAAUUGUUGCUGGCUACUUUCUUUCCUAUGUUUCGCGAUUACUUGGAGAUUACCCUGAAGAACUUAUCGAUAAAGUAGAUGCAAAUACUUUCGAUCCGUUCUCCCAAGAAAUGCUUCUUGGUGCCGCUCAAGCAGCCAAUUCAGCUUCUUAA